AGGUAUUGAUAUAAUUGGUGGGUGAACAAGUGUUUAAUAUGGCACAGUUGCUUCCUGCCUCUUGUUCUUUGAAUAUCUCCUCCAGCAGCAAACCUUAUGCAAUGUCGUUGAACCGAAGCUCAACUGUCUUUCGUGGAUCUUUUAGAUCAGGAACUUCCAGCUUUCCAUUGAAAAAAUUUGUUUCGGGAGGAAAGAGGUCAUAUAGAUUUGGUACCAUUUAUGCGACGGCUGUUUCUAUGAGCCAAGAAGCCAAGUCGCAGCCUGGAUCUGGCCCUCGCAAAAUCUCUAGUGAAGCAUCCAAAGCAAAACGAGUCAUGAUUAUCGGUGGUGAUGGCUACUGUGGUUGGGCUACCGCCCUCCACCUAUCCAACAAGAAUUAUGAAGUUGCCAUUGUUGAUAGCCUUGUUCGUCGUCUUUUUGACCACCAACUCGGACUUGACUCGCUCACACCCAUCUCAUCCAUCCAUAAUCGCAUACGGUGUUGGAAAUCUAUCACGGGGAAAACCCUCCAGCUGUACAUCGGUGAUAUAUGUGACUUUGAGUUCUUAGCAGAGACUUUCAAAUCGUUCGAACCUGAUGCUGUCGUUCAUUUUGGAGAGCAGAGGUCUGCCCCUUACUCCAUGAUUGACAGGUCAAGAGCUGUGUUCACCCAACACAACAACGUGAUUGGAACACUUAAUGUUCUCUUUGCCAUAAAGGAGUUCAGGGAUGAGUGUCAUCUAGUGAAACUUGGGACCAUGGGAGAAUAUGGGACCCCAAACAUAGACAUCGAGGAGGGUUACAUAACAAUUACUCAUAAUGGAAGAACAGAUACCUUGCCGUAUCCCAAGCAAGCAAGUUCCUUUUACCAUUUGAGUAAGGUUCAUGAUUCAAAUAAUAUUGCGUUUACUUGCAAGGCUUGGGGGAUCAGAGCCACUGAUCUGAACCAGGGAGUGGUCUAUGGGUUGAGGACGGAUGAGACAGCUAUGCAUGAAGAGCUUUGUAACAGGUUUGAUUAUGAUGGAGUAUUUGGAACUGCCUUGAAUCGAUUUUGUGUUCAAGCUUCAGUUGGCCAUCCACUUACCGUCUAUGGUAAAGGGGGGCAGACAAGGGGAUACCUGGACAUAAGAGACACGGUUCAGUGCGUUGAGCUUGCCAUUGCAAACCCGGCACAGCCUGGAGAGUUUCGGGUUUUCAAUCAAUUCACUGAGCAGUUUUCUGUCAAUGAACUUGCCACCCUUGUUACCAAGGCAAGUGAGAAGCUUGGGCUUGAGGUGAAAACCAUAUCUGUGCCCAACCCAAGAGUAGAGGCAGAGGAACAUUAUUACAAUGCGAAGCACACGAAACUCAUUGAGCUUGGACUCGAGCCUCACCUUCUUUCGGACUCUCUUCUGGAUUCAUUGCUCAACUUUGCCAUCCAGUUCAAGGAUCGUGUUGACACAAAGCAGAUACUGCCCAAUGUCUCUUGGAGAAAAAUUGGAGUCAAGCCAAAGACUGUUGUGGCCUAACCCAUCUCAUGUCUUAUUUCUGUUUUUUUUUAUACAAGCUGUUGUAUCUUUUUGAGCUUUAUAACUACUUGUUCUUGAAGUUUCAGUUGUAUCAAGCAAAAUGGUAGGCUGUAUUGGAAGUCCCCGAGGAUUUGUGUUUGUAGGAAAAAUGUAAACUCUAGCCUGAACUAGCUCUUUGGUUACAUAUAUAUUAUGUUUAAUACGCGACCGUCUCUAACAAAUGUAAGUUUGAUGAUAUCCAUAUGCAUGAACUGUUUAUAAAUAUUAGAAUGCAUAAAUUAUUC
Messenger RNA from Ilex paraguariensis (yerba mate), 1771 nucleotides. NCBI's taxonomy places the organism in Eukaryota, Viridiplantae, Streptophyta, Magnoliopsida, Aquifoliales, Aquifoliaceae. The record is from the annotation of a GenBank genome assembly.